AUGGUCCACCAGUACUGGCUUACAGCGCUACCUAUCCUUGUGCUGGAUGCUGCACAAGGAGCUGUCGCUACUCCCGGGGGCCACGCAAGAAAAUCGAACCCAUCGCCUCCUGGACUGCAUAUCCUGCCUCUCAUUAAAGAUAAUUCAGAUGACUAUAAUUCAUAUCUUGCUGAACUGAAUCUGGACAUAGCCAAAUCGACAACUUGGUUUAUUUCCGACAAGACUUUCGUGGAAUGUGAUGGCUGCAAAGAUGGGUACUACCAGCUCAACAAAUCCAAGACCUCAUCCCCCGUUUUGGGCCAUACGGCAAUCUCUUAUGGCGAUCCAACAACAUAUCCGCCAAGUAACCUCACGUUUGAUCUAGAUUUUCAUAGGGACACGUUUAGAAUUGCCGGAGUUAGCAUCCCUAAACAAAUCUUUGGUCUUUUCAACCCCUCCAAGGAUGCAUUCUCUGGAAUCGGCGGACUUGGACUUGGCCCCAAUCUGGAACACGGAUAUAAGCCUGGAAAGAUCUACAGCUCUUUCUUGGACAACCUCGUUGCAAAAAGAGACAUUGCAAGCCGUACUUAUAGUGUUGACCUACACAACCACGGCUCUAAGCCAGGCAAGUCCUUCUGUCCAUCAGUUAUUCUUGGUGGCAUUGACACAGGUAAAUUCAAGGGCAAGCUUGUAAAAAGGCCGCUGGUAAAGGAUGAGCUUGGCACAUUUGGGCAAACUGUCCCCAAAGGGAAGAAUCACGCCAGCGAAGUGCACAGCUACCAAGUUCACAAGAACGACUCGGUCUUCCUCCUCGACAGCUCGAACCAGUACCUCCGAUUCCGCCAUUCCUUUGUCGAUCCUCUCUACAACACCCUCGGCGCGGUGAACGACGGAAAUGACGCCUAUUUCGUGCCUUGCGAGAAGCGUAACAUGCCUGGUAGUUGGGACUUCCAAUUCGGCGAUGUUACGAUCAAGAUCCCUUACAACAAGAUCAUCACCACACAGUCUGCUGAUAAGGGCAAGACUUGUUGGGUCGGUGUUUUGACCACCUGGAAAGGACAGCUAGUUCUGGGACAACCUUUCUUGGAAGCCGCCUAUCUUGCCUUCGACCUCGACAAUAAGCAGGUUGCGCUGGCUCCACCAGCGAACUGCGGUCAAAAACUAGUUGCAUUUGGUUCCGGACCUAACGCUAUUCCUGAGCUUAAAGGCUGUUAA
Fusarium redolens is the source of this 1194-nucleotide messenger RNA. RefSeq names its product aspartic peptidase domain-containing protein. The transcript is spliced from 6 exons. The record is from RefSeq and is a predicted model, not a curated record. Gene Ontology annotation, molecular function: aspartic-type endopeptidase activity. Gene Ontology annotation, biological process: proteolysis. The coding region runs from base 1 to 1194 and encodes 397 amino acids. Lineage: Eukaryota; Fungi; Ascomycota; Sordariomycetes; Hypocreales; Nectriaceae.